UGUCCCUGUGAUGGACUGGAGACCUGUCCAGGUGUCCCCCACCUCUCACAGUGACCACUGCGACCUGAAAGGGACGAAGUAGGUAAAGAUGAUGGAUGGAUGGAAGAUCUCCUUUGCCUGAGGAACAUCAACCCUUUAUUCCUAAAUUAUUAUUUAAUUUUGAGCAUCUCGGCUUUCCUCAGUUCCAACCCACUGACGUCAUUCUGCUCAAAAGUGGCAUUAUGAAAUAAAUAAGCCGUUAUGAAAAACACAAUUAUGAAAUAAAUAGGCCAAUUUUUCUUAUUUCAUAAUGAUGUAUUUAUUUUUGAGCACGUCUGUGUUGUACACUGGGAGGAGAUAGAAACCCAAAGCAAAUGGUAUGAAAUGCAGGAGCGCCUCCUCUGGUGGAGACAGAUCAUUUCCGCAUUUCACUCGACCUUCUCGCUCCUGCUGCGGAAAAUGGAUCUUAUUUCGGACCAAACCUACAAAUAUGAGCUGAUGUAGAUGGUGGAGAGCCGCCCUCUUCAUGUGGGAGCAGGUUACAUGAUGAUUACUGCAGAGCUGGUGUUCGUGUGUGCUGCCUUCACUGCCUCAGCUUCAGGCUGCAGAGACGAAGAAUUCACUGCAAGCAACGGCCUGUGCUGCCCCAUGUGCAACCAAGGAACGGUUGUUGGCAAAGACUGCACGGUUGAGUUCGGGACUCGCUGCGUCCCCUGUGAGGCGAGGACGUUCAUGAACCAACCCAACGGCCUGAAGAAGUGCUUCCCCUGCACCUCCUGUGACCCGGGCGACGGUCUCUUUGCUGACCAGGAGUGUUCAACAACAGCGGACACAGUUUGUGAGGCGUUAAAGGGAUUUUUCUGUAAAACUGUAGCAGCGUCAGGGUGCAGCGAGGCGGAGGAACAUUCACUCUGUAAACCUGGACAGAGGAUCAAAGAACCAGGGACCAACAGAAGCGACACGGUGUGUGAAGACUGUCAGGACGGAUAUUUCUCCUCUGAAGGUCUGACCUGCUCUCUGUGGACAAAAUGCUCUGAAACCCAAACGGAGGUCAAAGAGGGAAGCUCGGUCAGCGACGUCGUCUGCAGGAGCGGAUCAACACGACACCAUUACUGGUUGUUCUUGUACUUUCUACCGUUUCUGUGUUGCUUAGCAACCGUGGGUUACAAGCAAACAAAGGUCAAACUCAUUUCUUUACCUUCAAUCGUUUUACUCUAAACUUAUAAAGACUUCUCUGAGAG
Molecule: messenger RNA, 1220 nt
Organism: Nematolebias whitei (Rio pearlfish)
Lineage: Eukaryota; Metazoa; Chordata; Actinopteri; Cyprinodontiformes; Rivulidae
Product: tumor necrosis factor receptor superfamily member 14-like
Exons: 6
Coding region: 484-1197 (237 amino acids)
Biological process (GO): defense response to Gram-negative bacterium; immune response; positive regulation of cytokine production involved in immune response
Cellular component (GO): membrane; external side of plasma membrane
Molecular function (GO): transmembrane signaling receptor activity; protein binding
Source: RefSeq, a predicted model, not a curated record